UUUAUGCAAAAUAUUGUAAACAAACAAACAAUCUAGCAUUCAUUUUACCUCAGUGUGAAGUUAGUGGGCACUAACAUCCUAAUGACUUCCUCCCUAACCUGAAUCAGCCUUAAUUAGUCAAAACCCUCCCACGUGUAUUCUUUUUGACCAAAUGGGAUUGGCCAGAGGGGAUGAACAGAAGGAGGAUGUGUCUAGCAAGGCUAUAAGAGAGGUCAUGCUCAGGUGGGGCAUCCUUCAGGUGACGCUUUACUUUUUUUUUUGAUAACUGAGGAGAACACAUCAGAGGAGGACACAUCUCGAGUGUGAUCAGGUAUGACAGUUGCGCUGAUAUCACCGUUGAUCCGUUACAAUUUUGAUGUGGCAACUUUCCCUCCCGGUUUCUCUUUCCAGACUAAAAUUGUGUUGGCUGUAAUGGAGGCAAUGGCUUAUGUGACCGAGCUCAGGCUCGGUGCAGGUCGGGGGUCGUGGGGCGGAGCGGCGCCCUCGUCCUGCCCGGAGGUGGACCUGGAGGUCAUCGAGGAGUAUCUGCAGGAGCAUUCGCUGGAGGUCCAGCCCGCGCACACGCACACCUUGCCUCUGACCAACGUGGUGCAGUACGUGCACUCCCACCACAGCACCAGAAUCAUAGAGAAUAGCUGGUCAGGCCAACACGCCUACGAGUGGCACUGCGGUGCGCCUAAUAAGGAAUACGAGGCGGAAGCUGCACCUCCGUCCUGGCCGCAUCACGACCAGUGGGAUUACGUUGCGUCUUCAGACAAGGCGAACGUAUGUAUCGACUCAGACUCUCAGUCCAGUAGUUCCCGGUGCCAGGAAUACCACGAGGCUCCUUCUCCGACCUCGGAGAGCAGAGGCAGACCCAACAAAGACGCUUCACUUCUUGCUCCAAUCUCAGGAAAGAGGAAGGACCGCUUGUUCCAGUUCCUGUUUGAGAUGCUGCAAACGCCGUCCAUGCGAAGCUGCAUCUGGUGGGUCCAGUCCUCCUCGGGCACAUUUCAGUUCUCCUCCCAAAACAAAGAGCACCUGGCAGAGAUUUGGGGCCGCCGGAAAGGGAACCGCAAGACAAUGACCUACCAGAAAAUGGCGCGGGCACUGAGGAAUUACGCCCGCACGGGCGAGAUCCAAAAGGUGAAGCGGAAACUCACCUAUCGGUUUGAUGAGAAGACACUGAGAGGCCUCCGGGGAGACAGCAGCGCCAUCUAGGAUGAAAAUUACACAAGAAGCGAGAUAUGAAUACUGAGUAUUUGGCAGGCAGAGACAAGUCUGGCACAAUGAAACCUAAUGUAAAUCUGAUAGAUUGUCUUCAAAUAUCUGCUUUAUAAGUGGAAUCUCCUGAUAUAUAUUGGGUUUCCUGUCUUUCUGGUGCUGUAAUACGGAUGUUUGUCACAAGAGCGUUUAUUUGUUCCUAUUAUCUUUUUGUCGAUUCGAUGCCCUGAGAUUGAGCUUUUUCCAAAUUUCAACCAGAAUAUUAAGUAUUUUGGGAAUAGCUUGUCCAUGCUUGUGUUUUGUGGAUCCCCGUUGUCAUUAUGCAGCAGCAACUUACACUUUCUGGCCGUGUGAUUAGGUACAUCAUCUGCACAAUCUAAUCAAUCUCAGUACUGUUCUACAUGCACGAUAAUUAUGCCAUAGUUUUGUUGAUUAUGCAUUUUGAUUAAGAAUUUAAUUUAACGGAAGUUGUUGAUGUUAAAUAUUCCCUUUAUUUGUACAUAAAAAGAUAAAUUAUCACUAUUUAAGAACAAUAAAUGAAGUUAUUCAAUGUGAAAAAAAUAAAAUAAAUGCUAUCCAAUA
Messenger RNA from Phyllopteryx taeniolatus (common seadragon), 1785 nucleotides. Its product is annotated as transcription factor Spi-B. Gene Ontology annotation, biological process: cell differentiation; regulation of transcription by RNA polymerase II. NCBI's taxonomy places the organism in Eukaryota, Metazoa, Chordata, Actinopteri, Syngnathiformes, Syngnathidae. The record is from RefSeq and is a predicted model, not a curated record. Bases 313 to 1200 code for a protein of 295 amino acids. The transcript is spliced from 5 exons. Gene Ontology annotation, cellular component: nucleus. Gene Ontology annotation, molecular function: sequence-specific DNA binding; DNA-binding transcription factor activity, RNA polymerase II-specific.